AUGACAGACUUGUGGUUAAUUUCUGUCCCUUUGGACAAGGCCAGUUUAAUCAGUGUAGAAAAACUCAAGCGCACUAUAGCCAAAAAGAACCUCGCCUCCUGCUGCAGGUUCUCCAUUCCAGAGCUCAAGGUGGGAAUACUGGACAGUCUGCUCAGCGUGUCAGAUGAUCUUUCCAAGCUUGACACACUGACUGAGAGUGUGAUUAAAAAAACCUAUCAGUGUAUGAGGGAGGUGAUGGAGCAGUCUGAUGACAAAGUGCUGGAAAACGCCUUAGCCAAUGGAGUGGAUCUGAUGAGCUAUGUGACAAAGUUUCAGUGGGACAAAGCCAAGUAUCCCACAACUCUGCCUCUGUCCAGCCUGGCAGACAUCAUCAACAAGGAAGUUUCACUGAUGGAGGCGGAAUUAAGAUCCCGAGUUCUUGCGUACAACAGUGUGAAAACCAGCUUGCAAAGCUUCGACCACAAAACGCAUGGGAGUUUACAAACCUGCAGCCUGAAUGACAUAGUGAGACGUGAAGACCUGGUGGUGUCAGAGUACCUCACAACUCUUCUAGUACUGGUCAGCAGAGGGAGCUACCUGCAGUGGGAGAGGACUUACGAGUCUUUGUCACAGUUUGUGGUUCCUCGCUCCAGCAGGAAGCUGUUGGAGGACGGAGAGGGAGGACUAUUCGCUGUUACACUCUUCAAAAGAGCCGUGUGUGAAUUCAAAGCCAACGCCCAGGACAGCAAGUUCAGCGUGCGUGAGUACAGCUUUGAUGUGGAGGAGAAGAGGCAGCAGGAGAAGAAGCAGCUCAGUGUUCACAAGAAGGAACAGUAUGGGAUCUUUGUGCGUUGGCUGAAGGUGAACUUCAGUGAGGUCUUUGUUGCCUGGAUUCACUUGAAAGCAUUGAGGGUGUUUGUGGAGUCGGUCCUCAGGUACGGGCUGCCGGUGAACUAUCAGGCUCUCCUGCUGCAGAGCGACAAGAAGCGUUCAAAGAAACUCAGGGAGGAACUCUCCUCACUGUUCAUGCAUCUGGACCCCACUGCCACAGCCGGCAAGACAGAGGUGAGCCUUGACAUCCCAGGGAUCUGUCAGCAGGAGUACUCCUCCGUCAUCUGCUUCCACGUCAACACCAACCUGCUGGAGCUCAGCUAGCGGUCAGCAAAAAAGAAGGACCCACAAAAAAGACACAACAAUGAGUAUCCUGUCCCUCACGCUGUGGACACUUCCUACUAAGCAGUCAGAGCCAGGAACAAAAAGGGCACUGGCCUCUUAAUAAAGCUCAGCUAAUGAAGGAUAAAUCCCUGAACACUUUGGUUUUCAACAUUUCUCGUGAGCUGGAAAAUAACUGCGGGGCUUCCCUUUGACAGCUCUGUAAAUAAUCUGUGAACGGUGGAUGAACGUUGGUCCUCUUCACCAAAAUAUAAGCAGCAAAUGGACUGCACUGUUGCAAUGUGCUGCACAUGCUGUGGAACGAUUCCCUCCAGAAACCUGAAGACUGUCCAAGAGUACAGAAGCAAAUCUGAAGACAGUUUAGGAAAAUAUAUCAUGACUCUGUUUAUACCAUUUAACUUAUUUAAAAUCACAAUGUUUUUAAUGUAAAGCUAUUAUUUGUGAAAGGAGAACUAGAAUACUAUGCUUAGUUAGAAUGACUUUGUAGCUGUGUUUCCACCUAAGUAACUUGACACUUAAGACUUUCUUGAAAUUAGAACACUUUUUUGUUUGGGAUUCAUUGUCGGUAUUUUUUUCAGCAUUCAAUGUAUUUACAAUAGUACAAGGAAAGUAGUUUCCUUUCCCGUUGGUGGUGGUAUAUUUAUUUCCUUUACAGGCAGCUCACACCAGUAACUAUUAAAACAUCAUCCAGCACUGAAUGUCAAGGAUUAUAACUUUCUAUAGAAGCCAUGGGCUGUAUAAGCAAUGGUAGAAAAAGUACAAGAGUCCGCACACCAGAAGCCCGAAAUGUUACAUGUGAUAUUCUGUUCAAUUCAAUUUAAUUGGAGCAGCUUCUGGUGUGCAGACUCUGUACUCUUUCUGUGUUUGGAUGUUUUUUUGUCAAGCACCCAGUACUUGAACUUUCCCGGAUGUGCGUGCCUUUUUGACAUUUCUGUUUAAGAAAUGGACGUAGCCUCCUGGUUUCAAAAGUGAAGCCAGGGCAGCAGAGUGAGGAAUGACAUGCUGGAAAGGAGCCACAGGUCAGACUUGAAACGGGGCUGACUCUUGGAGGACCACAGCUGUUGUACAUUGGGCGUGGUCUAUCCGCUAUACCCUAUCAGACACCCUGAAGACAUUAGCUUUAACAUAAACUUCCCCUAUUUCAUGGUUUUUUUUUCUGCUCGACUGAACAUUUUCCCCUUGACUUGUGGAGCUUCUUCUUCAAUACGGCAUGAUGUUCAUCUUUCAAAUCACGUUCCCAUUUUAAGUAAACCAGUGUAUGACUGGAUUUAAGUCGCUAUUCCAUUAUGAAAGUGUAUAAGUAUCCACUCUCUUGUCCAAAUGUGGUGACAUCAAGCUCCCAAAAUAACCAGUCUGCAAAUGUGAAAAUAACUUUAAUUUGUAUGCAUAUACUUCCUUUAAUAGACUCCAGAUGGAGCUGUGCGAGUUCUGACACAUGUCCGUUAAUAACCUCUGUUCAAACAGCUUUGGUUGAAGAUGAAGGACUCUAAAAUUGAAAAAUAAAAUAAAAUCAGUACAGGUUUUGAUGUGUAACCUCCAGCCCACUCCUCAGCUCUGCUCAAAGCUACUUUACACAAACUGGAUGUUCUGCUCAAGAUCUUUCUUGUGGCGAGUUAAAUAAUAUAAGAAAAGAGUCAAGACCUGCUCCUUUUCU
This is a messenger RNA of Labrus bergylta (ballan wrasse), 2806 nucleotides long. RefSeq names its product ATPase H+ transporting V1 subunit C2 (gene atp6v1c2). Gene Ontology annotation, cellular component: lysosomal membrane; vacuolar proton-transporting V-type ATPase, V1 domain. Gene Ontology annotation, biological process: proton transmembrane transport. Gene Ontology annotation, molecular function: proton-transporting ATPase activity, rotational mechanism. The record is from RefSeq and is a predicted model, not a curated record. NCBI's taxonomy places the organism in Eukaryota, Metazoa, Chordata, Actinopteri, Labriformes, Labridae.